Rhinichthys klamathensis goyatoka is the source of this 1966-nucleotide messenger RNA. RefSeq names its product Ran GTPase activating protein 1b (gene rangap1b). The record is from RefSeq and is a predicted model, not a curated record. Bases 92 to 1849 code for a protein of 585 amino acids. Gene Ontology annotation, biological process: signal transduction; activation of GTPase activity; nucleocytoplasmic transport. NCBI's taxonomy places the organism in Eukaryota, Metazoa, Chordata, Actinopteri, Cypriniformes, Leuciscidae. Gene Ontology annotation, molecular function: GTPase activator activity; small GTPase binding. The transcript has 16 exons. Gene Ontology annotation, cellular component: nucleus; cytosol; perinuclear region of cytoplasm.
AUAUUAGCACGUUAACUGUGUGGGACAAAGUGAGCGCAGCAUCAUCUGUUUGGGGUUUAUCGAGAUGUAAGGUGCAACAGACCAUUGUAAAAUGACAGUUUUCAUCGUCGGUAUUCUAAUUAUAUGGAACGCAAUGGCCUCUGGAGAUAUUGCUCAGAUUACGGAGGCUCUGGCCAAGACUCAUGUUGGAGAAGUGGAAUUAAGUUAUAAGGGACGAGGGCUAAAGUUGGACAAUGCUGAGUCGGUGAAAGAGAUGGUGAAAGAGAUUGAACAGUGUCAGGGUUUGCAGUCCCUCAGAUUAGAGGGAAACACACUGGGGGUUGAAGCAGCACAGGCCAUUUCCAAGGCUCUUGAAGCUAAAAGUGAAUUGGAGCAAUGUCAUUGGAGUGACAUGUUCACGGGUCGCCUUCGCUCUGAAAUUCCACCUGCUCUGAAAUCAUUGGGCAAUGCUUUGAUGACAUCAGGGGCCAGACUGAUUCAGCUGGACUUGAGCGACAAUGCCUUCGGCCCUGAUGGUGUAAAGGGAAUUGAAAGCCUCCUGAAGAGCCCUGUGUGCUACACCUUACGUGAGCUCAGGCUUAAUAAUUGUGGCAUGGGCAUUGGAGGGGGGAUGGUCCUGGCUUCUGCAUUGACUGAAUGCUACAAGCAAUCUAGUGCAGCUGGCUCCCCCCUGAAGUUAAAAGUCUUCAUAGCUGGACGUAAUCGUCUGGAGAAUAAUGGUACCACUGCACUUGCCAAAGCAUUUAAGGUGUUAGGCAGUCUUGAGGAGGUCCAUAUGCCACAGAACGGAAUCAACCAUCCUGGUAUCACGGCUUUAGCCGCUGCCAUGAAGCAUAACCCAAACCUCCAGGUCCUCAACCUCAAUGACAACACUUUUACUAAGAGAGGAUCGAUAGCCAUGGCAGAGGGCAUUAGGUUCCUCCGUUGUCUUAAGGUCAUCAAUUUUGGGGACUGUCUGGUACGCUCAGAAGGUGCUAUUGCUAUAGCAGGGGCCCUUAGAGAGGGACUGCCAUUCCUCAGGGAGCUGAAUUUGUCAUUUGGAGAGAUUUGCGAAGCUGCGGCUUUGGUAGUUGCAAAGGCUGUUCAGGGCAAAGCUGAUCUGGAGAAACUGGACCUUAAUGGAAACUGCUUUGGAGAGGACGGCUGUGAGGCUCUCAGGGAAGCGAUGGAGAGCAUGAACAUGGAAGAGCUGCUGGGCUCGCUCAGUGAUGAUGAAGGAGAGCCUGAUGAAGAUGAUGGAGAGCCUGAUGAAGAUGAUGAUGAUGAGGAGGAUGAUGAUGAGGAUGAGGAGGAGGAGGAGGGGGGGAAGGAAAAUGGUGUCAAUGGAACAAAAGAUAUCAUUGAAGAAAAGGAAGAGCCUCACUGCAGUUCUGAGUUUACAUCCUUCCUCAUCUCCCCGUCGGCUGAGAAACUGAUAUCCUUUGGAGCCAAAAGGAUCCAGCUCAUUGAGCAGGUUGAUGUUUCAGAUGCUAGUAAGGUGUCAGAAGUUUUUCUCAAGACCUCCUCCGUAUAUGAAGAUGAACCGGAAGUAAAGCAAGCUGUUUUUGAGACCACUGAUGCCCUGUUGAGGAAAGCCUUUUCCAACUCCCACUCUCAGUCUUCUAGUUUGAUCUUUUCACUGAUAGUGAACCUGGGACUUUUAAAGAGUGAAGAUAAAAAGAUAAAGAAGGUAUCUGUACUGCCUGGACACUUGCUCGCUUUGGAGCACGCAGCUGCACAGGAGUUUUUCCCAGUGGAUCAGGCUGGCAUUCUGGAAGCAUUCGUGUCACGAAAUGGCAAAGUCUUAGAAUCCUGCUCCAGUGCCAGAGAUGCUCUCAAGACCACAUUGGUGAAAAGGACCACUGCUUAAAUCUUAACCCCCAAUACAGAGCCACUGAAAUUACUUAAUACGGGUCAAAUAAUAAUAAUAAAAAAGAAGCUGAAUACCAUACAUGAUACUCUCUAAACUAAUGAUCUAGUUUAUCUU